AGCAGAUCGUAGCACUAGCAGACGACUGUCAUUUCAAAAUGUUGUUAAAAGUGCUGUUUUCCAUACCUCUUUGCAUAGCGACAUGCUAUGCAAUGUGUAUCCUUUCUUUUAACGCAAUGACUUUCUUUUCAUUCCAGAAGACACAUACGGUAUACAUCGUUCAAGAUUCCAAAGAAGUCUUGAAGAUUUUGCUGUUUGAUCUACUCUUAGUAGGAGUGUUUGUAUUACAACACAGCUUGAUGGCAAGUCGUCUGUACAAAGACUUAAUUGGGAGAAGGCUGGGAUUCCUGCAGAGAUCUGUUUACACUAUUAUUUCUUGUAUUACUCUUAAGCUUUUGUUCGAAAACUGGAAAACAGUCAGUGGAUGGGAUAUAUGGUUUUGGGACCUGCGUGAUUCUCCAGUUACAUCUGGGUUCUUUUUCUUGGUUCAUACAGUUGCUUGGUGUGUCCUGGUCCUGGAACAUGCAUUGAUGGAACCUUUCUACCUCAUAGGGGUGAAACAGGUGUACUACUGGCUGUGGGGGGAGGUGUCCCCUUGGCAGUACAUGUCUCGGAGGUUACAGAGUCUCAUUGUCCACAUGCCACACCCUGGUGUCCUGUGUUUCCUCAUCCUACUGUGGGUAUACCCACACAUGUCCCUGGACCGCUGGCUCAUAUCUACCCUCCUUACCUGGUACACCUACCUAGGACUGGGUCAGGUCACCAACAAGGACUAUAUAUACAUAGAGGAACAAACCAAAGUCAGAAUGACCACCAGUUCAAGACGUGUUGUAGAUUGAAGGAAGAGUUAAAUGUUUAAAUGUGCUGUGAUUCACAGAAGUUAAAUCUUAAAGACUUGCUCAGAUGAUAUGUUUUUUAAACAUGUAUAGUAGUGAUAUAAGUGAUCGCAGAUGAUGACAUGGUUUUCAAACAUGUAUAGUAGUGAUAUUAAUGAUCGCAGUUGAUGACAUCAUUUUAAACAUACAGUAAACUCCACAUUUCACGAAGUCGGAUUUAACGAUAUACCGCAUUUCACGAAGUCUUUAAAAAUCCCCUACUGAGCCUCUAUAUAAACCUUUGUAAAUUAAUCCUGUAUUCACGAAGUCGCUAUGUACGAACUAUCGCUUUGUGCGAUAUGGUCUGGGGGUCCCCACGGGAUAAUUUACCUGUAUGUACGAACUGUGAAAACAACUCAUUAACCCUACCCGAUAUAAAUCGCUGUAAAAACAAGUCACUGUUCAUUUGUUUGUCACUUUAUACACGAAGGAAGGUGUCAAAAUGGCUACUCCGAAAAAGAGAAAGAUAUUGGAUCUUCAAACGAAACACCAAAUUUUGAUUGAUGUCGACAAAGGAAUUCAAU
Messenger RNA from Pecten maximus, 1339 nucleotides. Its product is annotated as nurim-like. The record is from RefSeq and is a predicted model, not a curated record. The transcript is spliced from 4 exons. NCBI's taxonomy places the organism in Eukaryota, Metazoa, Mollusca, Bivalvia, Pectinida, Pectinidae. Bases 39 to 779 code for a protein of 246 amino acids. Gene Ontology annotation, cellular component: nuclear membrane.